Messenger RNA from Glycine soja, 1442 nucleotides. RefSeq names its product RING-H2 finger protein ATL63-like. The coding region runs from base 479 to 1195 and encodes 238 amino acids. The record is from RefSeq and is a predicted model, not a curated record. The transcript has a single exon. NCBI's taxonomy places the organism in Eukaryota, Viridiplantae, Streptophyta, Magnoliopsida, Fabales, Fabaceae.
CCCAUUUUUCUCUUAACCCCUCACUCCAUCCCCAUGCAUGACUCAUUGAGUCCCCAUUACUCCCUUAGAUAUAGAGAUUUUCCUUUUCCUUUGACUUCAAUUGCACCCCUCAACCUCAUCCCACAAUGCAUGACAAAUACAUUUAUUUACUAGAGCCAGCAACAACAAGCACCCCCACAUGAAUCAUUCUUCAUUUUAAAUACUCUAAUAACACCAUAGUAUAUGCGGUAUUUAUCAAACAUUUUUCUUAUUGACUUCAUUUUCACGUAAACAUUUUCACAUCGCGUUGUAAAGAAACCAAACCAAGUAGAAGAACAAAACAAGAUUUUAAUUCAACAUUUCACAAACCGGAUCUUGACUGUUUUGUUGGGUCCCCUCCCAAAAUCUCAUUUUAAGUUCAAAGCUCAAACCUUUUCCGCAAAAUUAAUACACCUUUUCCCCCCAUUCAAGUAAACCACACUGACUUCACUCCCCUCAAAUGCCAAGUCAAUCCGAGUCACCAAGCAACUCACUGAGUCAACUCUCUCGGAACAUGUUCUCCGACAACAACAGCAACAUCAUGCUCGCAGCCAUAGUUUCCUUGCUCCUAGUAAUCCUCUUUGUCCUCCUACUCCAUGUGUACGCCAAAUGGUUCUUAUUCCAGGCACAAACACGUUCGCAGACUCGCUGGCGGCGAACUCCGGUGACCGUCUCCGGCGUUCUGGAACCUUCCCAUUUUCAUAGUAUCAACAUAGAAUCCUCACCCACGUGCAACAAAGGCCUUGACUCGGCCUCACUUUCGGCAAUUCCAAUGUUUGUGCAAGGAACAGAGAAAACAGAGGAAUCGGAAUGUGUCAUUUGCUUGAGUGUUAUUGAAGAGGGUGAGAUUGGAAGGGGAUUGCCGAAGUGUUGCCAUGCUUUUCACAUGGAGUGCAUUGACAUGUGGUUGAGUUCACAUUGCAAUUGUCCAAUUUGUAGAGCUCCUAUUGUGGUAAGUGGAGAUUCUCAAUUGGGUUCUGUUGAUGGUGAUAGUGAUGGUGUGGUUGAGAUUGUGGUUGUUACUCCCAGUUAUGAGAGUAGUGAGAAUGAGCAUGGUGAAGUGAGUGAUUCUGUUCCUGAAACUUCUUCAUCUUCGUUGGGUUUCUCUCUGAAGAGAUUGCUGAGUAAGGUUUUUCUGUCACCUGAUCAUGUAACUGAAUUGGAUGCUUCGCAGUAAAUAUGCACUUUUCUUAAUGUUUACACAGUUUUUUUUUUAUGUGCUUCUAUUGUAUGUGAAACUGUUUAGUUUUUUUUGUUUUUUUUUUGGAGAUGUGUACUUCCUUUCUUUUUCCUUUUUCUCUCAAUUGGCUGAGACAGUUAAAUUAUACGCCCAAAUUCAUAGGAAACUAUACCAGAUCAAGUUUCAUUAGUCUCUUGACGAAUUUGAAUGAUUUUCAGAAAAUCAAUGUUCAAUUCCCUUUUAC